ACCGGCACCGCUCCGGCACCCGCACCGCUCCAACCAGUACCGGCACCGGGCCAACCCCUUCCGGCUCCGGCACCAGUACUGGCACCGCUCCAACUCUUUCCGGCUCCGGCACCGCUCCGGCUCCGGCACCGCUCCGGCGCCUGGUACCGCCCCAGACCUACUCCAGCCCCGCUCCUGCUCCAGCACUGGCACCGUUCCUGACUCUCUGCAGCCCUGUUUCUGCUCCGGGACCGGCCCCAUUUCUGCUCCGGCCCCAGCCCCGUAUCUGAUUCGGCACCGUAUCUGCUCCGGCCCCGUUUCUGCUCCAGCCCCGGCCCCGCUGCGGCCCCCGCAGCGCCGCCCCCGCUGUUCCCCGGGUCCCGGCGUGGCGGCGGCAGGAAGGAGGAAGGAGGGAGAGGGAGCAGCUCGGCGGCCGGGCUCUGCCGUCCCUCGCAGCACAAGCGACAAUGAACAAGAUGAAAAACUUCAAGCGGAGGUUUUCGCUCUCGGUUCCGCGGACGGAGACCAUCGAGGAGUCGCUGACGGAGUUCACGGAGCAGUUCAACCAGCUCAACAACCGGAGGAAUGAAGACCUGGCUCAAGGGCACCUGCAGCUGGGCCACCUGGGCAGGGACUUCCAAGCAGACGGCAGCCCCGUGUCCCCCUCCGAGGCGGAGGGACAGUCCCCGAUGGCUGUGCGCUACCGCAACAACAACCAGCGCCGCUUCUCCAUGGAGGAUGUCAGCAAGCGGCUCUCCCUGCCCAUGGACAUCCGCCUGCCCCCCGAGUUCUUGCAGAAGCUGCAGAUGGAGAGCCCGGAGUUCCCCAAGCCCCUCAGCAGGAUGUCCCGACGGGCUUCCCUCUCGGAUAUUGGGUUCGGGAAGCUGGAAACUUAUGUUAAACUGGAUAAACUGGGAGAGGGCACUUAUGCCACUGUCUUCAAGGGACGCAGCAAACUGACCGAAAACCUCGUUGCCCUGAAGGAGAUCCGCCUGGAGCACGAGGAGGGGGCACCUUGUACGGCCAUACGGGAAGUGUCACUGCUGAAGAACCUGAAACACGCCAACAUCGUGACCCUGCACGACAUCAUCCACACCGAGCGCUCCCUCACCCUCGUCUUCGAGUACCUGGACAAUGACCUCAAGCAAUAUCUGGAUAACUGUGGGAACCUGAUGAGCGUGCACAAUGUGAAGAUCUUCAUGUUCCAGCUGCUGCGUGGGCUGGCUUACUGUCACGGGAGAAAGAUCCUGCACCGAGACCUCAAACCCCAGAACCUGCUCAUCAAUGAGAGAGGAGAGCUCAAGCUGGCUGAUUUUGGACUAGCCAGAGCCAAGUCUGUCCCUACGAAAACGUAUUCCAAUGAGGUGGUCACACUGUGGUACCGGCCCCCCGACGUCCUGCUGGGAUCUACCGAAUAUUCCACACCCAUUGACAUGUGGGGUGUCGGGUGCAUCCACUACGAGAUGGUCACCGGACGCCCCAUGUUCCCCGGCUCCACGGUGAAAGAAGAGCUGCAUUUGAUCUUCAGGCUGCUGGGAACCCCAACAGAAGAGACCUGGCCUGGAAUAACAUCCAAUGAGGAGUUUAAGGCUUACAAUUUCACGCAGUACAGAGCCCAGCCGUUAAUAAAUCACGCCCCAAGGCUGGACUCAGAAGGCAUUGACUUGCUGAUGAACCUCCUUCUGUUUGAAGCCAAAGGCCGGAUUUCGGCGGAGGCAGCCCUGCGGCAUGCGUACUUCAAGAGCCUGGGAGAGAGGGUACAUCUCCUGCCCGACAAUGUCUCCAUCUUCUCCCUGAAGGAGAUCCAGCUUCAGAAGGACCCUGGCUACCGAGGCUCAGCCUUUCAGCAGUCAGCCCGAGGGAAGAACAGGAGGCAGAGUAUAUUUUAAACUUGGAUCUUGUAUUCCCUUUGUCGCCAUGGAGAUCAAAGCACUGAGAAAGGAGACGGCAAGAUCCUCCCACCUGACCCACCGCAGAAUUACUGACUCGAGCAGGACGAUGCCCAAGCGCCCAUGGCCGCAGGCUCUUCCCUGCCCGUCCCCCCAGCCAUGGCCCCUGGCAGCUGCUGUUGAUGGACCUGUGGCCUUUUUCCCCUCUUGUUUUCACGUUUCCAUGUUUCAUCAGAUGUGAGCUGCCACCCUCUGUACCGGCGCUCCGGUGUGGAGCUGCCCUGGAAUGCAGAAUCGUGUCCUGUGAGCUGGGCACCGUGUUGUGAUCAGAGGGUGGUAUCUCCAAAGCUGGGCUGUGGAUCGUAGCGUUUGGCCCAGGUGGACAUUUCUGAAAAUGUACCUUUGCUUGGACAACCCGCUCUACACCCCGGAUUUCUUGGGGAGACACUUUGCAGCCACGUUACGAGUCGGGAGCGUGGCCCUGCCUGGCACUGGAGAGAUGGCACCUGAAGCACAAAAGCUGCACCAGCCCUCCCUUCCUUGCCCUUCCUCUGCCAACAGAACCUGGUCCUCUCCCCACCUUUGGCACCUGAAUCCUGACAAGGAUGGAGCAGCUGGGAAGAGGAGGCUUCCCAUUGCUUCCCCUCCUCACCACCACCGCGUUUCCAAAUUUGCUCGGCUGGGAUGUCCUGAGCUGAGAUUAAGGGCUGGUGUAGCCUGCCUGGGGUGCAGAAGCUGGUAGAGCUGUGUAGAAACUGGGCCAAACGAGCAUCGGCUCCAUGCACCCUCCCGUUGCUGCUCUGAGCCCUUCGACCACCCUUUCCCAGGCACCGACGGAGCUGACCCGCACCCCACGACCCUCUGCCAUCGUCCCGCAGGGAGGACACGGUUCCCAGCUCUCAGGAGCACAUCCCCCUCCGCAUCCCGUGGCAGAGCCCAAAUCCAUUCCACAGUGUUGCAGACGCCCACCUCAGUGCAUUUCUACCCGGAGGAACGGGGAAGAGGUGCCAAACCUCCCACAGCUCAGCUGUGGGGACCAGAAAUAGACCUGGAGAGGAGAAAAAUCAUCCCUCAAACCUCAUCGCGUGGCCUCUGCGUUUGUAGCCACCGCCAGAUCCUACCAGCCCUGACUCGGAUCGAUGCCGUGGGAAUGAGGGAUGUGCUUAGGUCUGAGCGUGCUGUGCUGGCCAAGGACUUCUGGUGUAUUUUCCCCUCUGUACGCUUCAGGAACGUGCCAAAUCCAUCCUGAGCAAAGAGGCCCUGCUGCACCUCUCCCCUGCAGCCUUCAGUGUGUGAGCGUUGCAAGAAGUCUCUCUCCUGUAUAAUAUUCCCAUCCUUCUCUUGGCUGUUGCAGAUGACUAGUCCUCUCGCCCACCGGUCCUGCAGCCUGCGGAUGUGGCUGCGAGACUCUGGAUUUGGCAGACACUGGCACUGGCACCGGGACUGGCAGGACAUGCUGAUGUCUUAACCCCUCACGCUGCCAGCUCAGGGGACGGUAACUCCCACGCCGCUGUUUCCCCAUCGAGCAGGGCGCCAGGGCUCUGUUUUCUGCUUUGCCACGCAGCAUUUCUUCUAUGAUCCCCAGGAAAUGCAAAGCGGGAGGAUAAAUGAGGAGACCCUGGAGCUCCCCAAAGCUUCGGGGGUGACUCCUCCCUGUGCCAGUGCUCUAUGCGAUGCACCCUCCGAGCUUCCCCCAUCAGCCCAAAGCUGUUAAUUGGGGUUUGUCCUAGACAAGCAUCCAGACGUCUGCAUUGUUUGAGGUUUGCCCAUCCCUGCUCAGUUCCCUUCUCUCUCCGGCCAGCAUGCAGCAGGCUGAAUAGUUCAUUAAUUGUUUCCAUUUGAUAGGGAAGAGCAUGAAUAGCCAUCAGGCACCAGUGACGCAUUUCUCCCUGACGGCAGGGCAGCGUUUUGCCUGGUUUCCUACAGCCGGUUGCUGCCGCGUGGGGCUUUUCGCUCUGGAGGUUCGCAAAGUGAGGUGUUGGCUGAAGUAAUGAACAAGCCCGCUGUCAACUUUGCUUUCACCGGGGGAUUUGACACAGGAAUUUCCUUGGCACGGCAGGGAUCUGUGCUGCAGGCUUGCGUUUCAAGGACAGACAAGCUCAGCAUCUCAGCAGCACCUCUGGGUACCCGUGGCGAAGAAUCCUGGUUGCUGGAGCCCAAAUGGGACCAGGAGGAGCAGGAACCCCCCCCGCCCACUCCUGGGGAGCCCACUGAGGAUAUUUGACCUGUCUUGGUGCAGUUUUCUUGCUGGUGUUACCGUAAAGGUCGGUGGGGCAGCAGAUCCCACCUUCACAUGGGGAGGACGGGGACAGACCGGGUCAUUGUGGUCUCCGAUAUCCCCCCUUGAGCGAGGUGAUUCCUGCUGAAGGUCACGGUCACCUACAGAAACCACUGGGGAAAAGACCUGGCAAUGACCGUGUAGACAGGACUGCAUCAGAUAGCGAAGACAAAGGGCCUGUUAGCUGCUGUUUAUUCUUUCAUAACCUUUGCCUUUCCUCCUACAAAUCCCCUCUGAAGGAGACACCAUUAUUUAUUAGCCUCGUGCUCUACUAACAGCCCAAAUUCAAGAUAACCCCUUUUGUUCUACUGCUGUUCAGCGGAUAUUGGAUUCCUAUUCAGGAGGGUGAUAGCGUGUGUAAAUAUUAGGUGUCCCGCCGAGCAAGGUUUGAUUAUAAUCUCCCGUCGCUGCUGCGCUCGCACGUGUCGGCUCCAGAGCCCCCAACGUCCCAUAUCCCACAGCACAGAAAAGGAGCCGCAGGUUGGAUCCCAAAGCCAAAAAAUGCCCUUUUCUCCAUCUCCUGGCCAGCGUCCCCAUGAGGACGGCAGGUUCCGGCUGGGUUUGUAUGAACCAAAACCCCUCACAUGCCCCGGUUUAUAGAAGCCCUGAGCGUGCAAAGGGAGGAAAUCCGCAGCGCAGUGGCAUCAUCCCUGCGGUACUGCAUCCUCAGGCAGCUUUUCCCCAGUUUCUGGAGCACCAGCCAGCUCCCAGGUUGGAUUAUUUCCAGCAGCGCUCAGGAUAAUGCUGGGAAUGUCUGUGGUUCUCCGGCAUUUCGUUCAUUUUGCGGGUUCUCGCAUCCGGAGCAGCUGGCGCUCCUCACACAUGGGGACUUUGGGCUAAAGGAAACUGUUGCUUUGUCUUCCAGACAUUUUUCUUUCCAUUUUUUCUUCAUUUGUUACCAAUUCUGGUGGAAAACAGGCGUUUUGGCUGGCCCCUCAGGAAAGGCUGUGUUCUCUCGGCUAUCCAGCUGAUAGCUAAUUAAAGAAAUGUAAGUAAAUAAUGCGUAAAGCAAGAUCCACGUUAUUGGGCAACAAUAAAGCUCACAGAGCUCUUUAUUCCAUUUCACCCUCUCCAUACACACACGCCUUUCCUGGCCCAGCCCGGUACCAGAUCUAUGUUAAGGCUUUAAAUAACAAAACUACAUUGUGUCUUGGAGACUAAGGACAAAAUAAGUGGAUUUUUUCCUCUCCCCUACACAUAAUGAGACACUAAAAAUAGAAGGGCAUUUUGUCAAGCUUCUUGAAGAGUUUUUUUGGUUGUCUGGUUAUCUGGUGAUAUCUGGGUGCAAACACUAUGAAACCCCUUUUCUGGUUCUUCAUUGCCUUCUUUCAUCCUCAUGCUUGUCCUACAGCAAGAAAAAGAGAUCCAAGCAACCAGGAUCCACAUACUGUGAAUGUUCUCUGGUGUGAUUCAGUUGCAGAAUACCGGUAAUAUAUAUUUAACUAGUGUUGUACAAACAGAAGAUGCAUUUUAAAAGAAAUUAUUUUAAAGAUUUAUUCCAAAAGGAGUAAUGAUUUUUUUAUAGAAAGUUUUUCUGGAAUAAAUGGAAAGGUACAGAAAAAACAAACCAACCACAAAUAUAAUAAAAGACUGUAUCCAUCUAUCAA
Molecule: messenger RNA, 5753 nt
Organism: Columba livia (rock pigeon)
Lineage: Eukaryota; Metazoa; Chordata; Aves; Columbiformes; Columbidae
Gene: CDK18
Product: cyclin dependent kinase 18
Exons: 16
Coding region: 447-1868 (473 amino acids)
Biological process (GO): protein phosphorylation
Cellular component (GO): cytoplasm; nucleus
Molecular function (GO): cyclin-dependent protein serine/threonine kinase activity; ATP binding
Source: RefSeq, a predicted model, not a curated record